CUCUUGAGGACUUCAUACAACUCACAAGAAGCUGAAUGGUCUGUUGACUAGAUGAUAUCGAUAGUCACUCAAGAAGAGGAAGCUAUAAAGAAGAAUUCCUCUCACUCAAUAAACUAUGUUUCUCAUGGCUCUAACAGCAAAUCUGGAGGGUCAUAUAAGAAAAAGGGGAAGAAGCAUGAUGCACCAAAGUUUAAUAAUCCAACCUUUAAGAAGGAUGGUGAUAAGGGUGAGAAGUUGAGGAAGAAACCCUUUAAAGGGUUAUGCAAUUAUUGCAAGAAACCGGGUCACAUUAAAGCUAAUUGCUUCAAAUUGAAGAACAAACAAGAAAGUGAAGGAGCUAAGAAACCAGAAGGUUCCAAGUGAGGCACAGAGGUCAAUCUUUGGCAUAGCAGG
Molecule: messenger RNA, 393 nt
Organism: Prosopis cineraria
Lineage: Eukaryota; Viridiplantae; Streptophyta; Magnoliopsida; Fabales; Fabaceae
Exons: 2
Coding region: 52-363 (103 amino acids)
Molecular function (GO): zinc ion binding; nucleic acid binding
Source: RefSeq, a predicted model, not a curated record